Messenger RNA from Chroicocephalus ridibundus (black-headed gull), 2357 nucleotides. It is a transcript of the gene ABHD15, whose product is annotated as abhydrolase domain containing 15. The record is from RefSeq and is a predicted model, not a curated record. NCBI's taxonomy places the organism in Eukaryota, Metazoa, Chordata, Aves, Charadriiformes, Laridae. Gene Ontology annotation, molecular function: short-chain carboxylesterase activity; monoacylglycerol lipase activity. The transcript is spliced from 2 exons. The coding region runs from base 453 to 1970 and encodes 505 amino acids.
GCACUGCCGAGGAGCUGGCGCUCAUCCUGCGGGGUAGGUGCCUGCGUCCCCCCUGUACAGACCCCUGCCCGCCCCCCCCGCAGCCCGCCCCGCGCCUAACUUAUCCUGUACAUAGCCUGCGUAGCUGUCUGUGGCGGCGGUGGCCAUGUACCCCCCCCUCACCCUGCCCCCCCCCCCCCCAAAAGCCCUUCGCCGGGCGGCCGGUACCCCUGGGGCCGCCCGCAGCGUUACACUGGACCGGGGGGCCCGUGGGCCCCCCCCUCCCCGGGCAUCCUGCCCCCACCGGCCCCGGGGCCCCGCUCCCUACUGUAAGAUGUGUCCUUGUACAUUUGUAUCAAUAAAGGUGUGAGCAUUGCACGGGCCCCCGGCCCCCGCCUCCUGCGGCGCUGGGGGGUCCUGUCCCCCGCCCCCAAGGCGUGCGGCUGCAGGGGAUUCACCCCCCCCCCGGCGCCAUGCAGGGCUCGGCCACGUGUCCCUCCCGUUUCACCCAGUCCCCUUGGCCCCGGCUGGCGGCCGGUCACGCCAUCCCCGGCACAGCCCCACGGCCUCGCCGCUCGCCCAGCCCCGGGGCAGGGCCUUCCCGACACGGCCCCGCCAUCGCUCUGGGAAUGCGCCGGGCACCGGGGCUGCCGGCCGGGGCUCCUGCCGCCCCCAUGGUGUCCCCCGAGGGUUUGGUGGCCGCAGCCGCAGCGCUCGCUGGCCUGGGUCUCCUGGCCCGGCGCCUUUGGGCAGGGAGGCUGGAGGUGCCUGGAGACCGGGAUGAGGAAGAGGAGGAGGAAGAGGAGGGGAUCCCCUUCAUGGCCGAGGACGGCUCGGGGUGCUGCCGGCUGCUGUGCAAGCCCUCGGCGCUGGCCCAGCACCUGGUGCGGAGCUUGGGGCGGUCGGCGGGGCUGUGGGGGGGACAUUGGCUGUGGCCGCGUUGGCCCCGGCUCCAGAUGUUGCGGCAGCUCCUGAAGCCCCCCGAGCCGGAGCCGGCGGUGGCCCGGGAGCUCCUGCAGAUGCCCGACAGCGGGCUGGUGGCCCUAGACUGGUUGGUGGGGCCGUGGGGGGGGGCUGCAGGUGGCGGUGGGGGGGGCCCCAGCCCUGUGCUGCUGCUCAUCCCUAAUGCCGCCGGGCAGGUGACGGGGGGACUGCUGCAGCUGGGGCUGCGGGCGCUGGAGAGGGGCUUCCUCCCCGUCAUCUUCAACCGCCGGGGCCACAACGGCUGCCCCCUCACCACCCCCCGGCUCCAGCCCUUCGGGGACCCCGGGGACCUGCGGGAAGCGGUGACCUACCUGCGCUGCCGGCACCCCGCCGCCCCGCUGCUGGCCGUCAGCGAGGGCUCGGGCUCGGGGCUGCUGCUGGCCUACCUGGGGGAGAGCGGCUCCUCCAGCCACCUGGCCGCCGCCGCCUGCGUCUCCCCCAUCUUCCGCGGCCGGGACUGGUUCGAAGCUGGGAUGCCCUGGCUCUACGAAUGGCCGCUGCUCCUGCACCUCAAGAGGGGACUCAGCAGGUACGCGGGGUCCCUGGCCCAGGCGGUGGACGUGGACGGGCUGCUGGGCAGCCGCUCGCUGCGGGAGCUGGAGGAAGCCCUCUUCUGCCGGACCAAGAGCCGUCCCACCAGCUGGGAGGCCUACUGGGAACGCAACGAGCCCCUGCGGGACGCCGACGAGGCAGCCGUGCCGGUGCUGUGCCUCUGCAGCGCCGACGACCCCGUCCGCGGCCCCCCAGCCCGUAGCCUGCCCCUGGAGCUCUUCCGCAGCAGCCCCUACUUCUUCCUGCUGCUGACCCCCCGGGGGGGACACUGCGGCUUCCCCCGGCGGGGACCGGGGCACUGCUGGGGCCACGAGGCCGUGCUGGAGUUCUUCAGGGCCAUGGCCGAGUUCCUGGGGGCUGAGGAGCGGAGGAAGGGGCUGCCGUGGCCCCGCAGGUGGGGGGGUCCUGCCGUCGAGCCCCCCGUCUUCACCUGGCAGAGGUCCUACACCCGAUAGCCCCCGGGCAGGGUCCCAUGUGCCGGCGGGGGGGGGGGGCUCAGAAAGGCAGGCAGACACUCCGUGUACUAAAAUUACUUUAUUACAGUUGAUUUUUUUUUUUUUUAACAUUUCCUUUGCUAUGAUACAAAGGAUACUUACAAACAAAAUAUUACAUAUGACCUUAUUUUUUUUUUUUUUCUCUUCUCUUAUUUUCUGACAACUUGGUAACAGCUUUAAAUGCACAAUCUAUACAAUUAAUACAGGUUAUAUAUGAGCUAUAAUGUAUGUUGAACCAGAAGAAUACCAGAAUACUGACAAUAUACUGUACAUUAAGCCUUACCAGUUAGUGCUCGUGGCAUUUUCUACAAGAAGGAAAACGCACACCUGUAGAUUCACUCAUACCAG